This is a messenger RNA of Suillus paluster, 1707 nucleotides long. RefSeq names its product glycoside hydrolase family 5 protein. The transcript has 11 exons. Gene Ontology annotation, molecular function: hydrolase activity, hydrolyzing O-glycosyl compounds. The coding region runs from base 1 to 1707 and encodes 568 amino acids. The record is from RefSeq and is a predicted model, not a curated record. NCBI's taxonomy places the organism in Eukaryota, Fungi, Basidiomycota, Agaricomycetes, Boletales, Suillaceae.
AUGAACUUCCUCCCCUGGGUGUCAUUGUUCUUCAGCACCCUUUUGGCCUCCGCGGUAGCUACUACCCCAUCACAGACUACUGCUAGAAGGGAUUCCAGUACCUUUGUGAGCACCAGUGGCUCUGACUUCGUGGUGAAUGGGAGUGCCUUCAAGUACAUCGGUACUAAUGCUUAUUGGCUGCCUACGCUAAACACGAACGAGGAUAUAUGGAACUCGCUUGCGAACAUAUCAGCUCUUGGCAUCAAGGUCGUCAGAUUAUGGGCAUUCAAUGAUGUGGACACUAUUCCUGUGAAUGGCACUUGGUUCCAGCUUGUUCGCAAUAGUACCGUCUCCGUCAACACUGGGUCGAAUGGCCUCCAAAAGCUCGAUACAGUCAUUCAGAUGGCCGAGCAGCAAGGCCUAUAUGUCAUUCUAUCUCUCACGAACAACUGGUACCCUUUGCCGCUCUUGAACUCGACGGUGCCUCCUAUCAAUAGCACCGCCUUUGAUGUCACACCUGGCACUAAUAAUACCCUUCCUCGCAACUAUCUGUCUAAUAACUACGGUGGCAUGGAUCUGUAUGUUCGCCAAUUUGGCCUCGAAACUCAUGACCAGUUCUACACCAACGAGUCGAUAUUAACGUCUUUCAUGAAUUACACGACUCAAGUGGUCUCCCGCUACGUAAAUAGUCCAUCAAUAUUCAGCUAUGAAUUGGCCAAUGAUGCCAGAUGCAACUCUACCUUACCUGCAUCUGCUAGCUGUACAACAGAAACAAUCACGACCUGGCAUGCGACGGUAGCCUCUCACAUUCGCAGCAUCGAUCCAAACCACCUCAUCUCUUCAGGAGUUGGAGGGUACAUGUGUACAAAUUGUCCCAAACUCUACCCUCUGACUCCAGCACCAGCACCUGUGACUUCACCGCUUCCCGGAAAAAAGAAGCGCACAGUAGCUCCCGUGACCAAGGAGCAGAUUCUUCGAGAACGUUCUGAGAGGAGACGUCGUAACAGAGAAGCUGCGAAACGCGCGGGGACUCUGGUGGAAGACGGUGUGCGGGUAAGAGGACGAUGGGUUUCGACUGCUACCAAGAGGCAGACGACUCCGAGUUUGGGGUCAAUGUAUGACGGUUCAUACGGCGUCGACAGUCAAGACAUCUCGAACAUUCCAGAUAUCGGGUUCUCAUCUUUCCAAUUAUUCCCUGACCAACAGUCCUAUGGUACUGAUGACCCGAACCUUACGCCUUCGCAAAACGUGGAGCAAGAUGGCACCCAGUGGAUCACCUACCAGGCCCAAAGUGCUACUGCCGUUGGAAAACCUGCAGUACUCACCGGCUUUGGUCUGGUCACGCAGUCCAAUGCUCCUAGCUUCGUGCCAUUCAACUCUACGGUUGCUCCAUUUGCUUCCGACAAUUCGAGUUCCAACGCAACCUAUGGUGUGACCAACCAACAGCAAGCAGACACUUACACGACAUGGCUCAACACCGGCAUUGCUGCCGGACUCAACGGCAUAGUUCAAUACCAAUGGGGUCAGUCUAACCUUACAGCUGCACCGGGUACUACCGUCUCCCCCCCUACUACCACCGGAGAGCAGUCUACGCCCAGUAGCCCAGGACAGUCAUCCACUCCUUCAACAACGACUGGCGAGUCCCCCAAUGAUGGUUACUCAACUACCGGCUCGAGUACUGUCCAGCAAGUCCUUGGGUCUGCGGCCCAGGCGAUUGCCGCGGACUAA